AGGCUAACACAAUAUAGCCUAGCUGAGGUUAAAAUCCGUAGAGCAAACUUUUCAUUGGCCACACAAACAUGACAUCGAUACCGGACAGACUGUCUUCCUGUAGCCCUUCCAGUUCGACAGCAUUUUGUCCAGUGAGUCAUGAACCGCGUAUUUACGCAACAUCUGUCGAGGACCGUCGCUGGGAACAUUGACACGUUCCUCAUGUGUAGUCGUGUAGAGAACAUUUCGGUGUGUGAGUGAUGAUGGAUGAGGACGCGUACAUCGUGGAGUGUCCAGUGUGCUAUGAGAGUUUUUCAGACGCGGCUCGCACGCUGAGUUGCGGUCACUCGUUUUGCCAUGACUGCCUGGUCGGGACCUUUAUGGGCUCAAGCAGGGACGGAGCUAUCACCAGAGACACCAUCGUCUGUCCCGUGUGUAGACAUGUUACUUUCGUUACCAAACUUCAGGGACUUGGCGGAGAGAAGGAAAAACACGCGAAGGUGUUGGAGGUGCCGCUUCGGUUCACUGGGCCCCCAGUGUCUGCUCCGAGGUCCUACGGUAGCCGCUGCCGGCGGCUGGGACGCUGUUUGAGAUGGAUUUCGUCCAGAAUGAGCCGCCAGAGACUGGUGUAUCCUAAAGACUCCUCGCAGGUAUUCAUCAUCAGCGAUCUGGGACGCCCUUUGGCUGAGGAAGAUAUUACUGAUGUCGGGAUAAGUGCAGUGAUUCGUGAGAACAGCACUGAUCAUGGCUGUACACUGUGCACAACGUCACACUGCCUGCUGUUUCUUUUAAUCAUUUUCACUGUACUGGCUUUGAUAGCCGCAACGCUGCCUUGGGUUUUUCUAGCAUAAGUAUUAUUGUCUUUUGGAGACUUUAUUGUCUUGUGAUGGCAUGUAUGCUAUGAGAUCGGAUGUGUGAACCUUUCAGCACAUUUCAUUGCAUUGUAUUUCGUACUGGUAUCCCUAAAACGGGACACAAUGGGCUGCUUUGUUGCCAAAGAACUGUUGAUCCCAUAGCUGAUAAAACACACCGAGUUGUGCUGAACUGCACCUCGAGCACAUCUGCUUCUAAAUUAUUCAUAUGAAAAAGGAUCAAGGCGAGCAAAAGAAGACAAGCCUGACAGGCGGGUUGUUGCUUUGUAAGGGGAGAUGUUUAUUGGAUAAAGUUUCAUCUUUUUUAAAUGUAGGGAGGUGUAGGUGUGCUUUGAUACCGCCCGCAUACCUUCUCCUUCUUCUUCUUCUUCUUCUUCUUUUUUUUUUACUUUUUAGACACACCCUUGUUCUUCAAGCACUUCUUGUCACACAGGUUAGAAAAUGACAUUUCUUUCCUUCAUGACUUGCACUGGACUCUUUCUGGUAUAUUGCUUUUUAUUUGAGAUCUCGGUAACAUUUACAAAUGCCCUUUAUAAGCAACAUAUAAUCUUUGACAAAACAGCAUGUAUAUUUGAAUAAAAAAAAAAAAAAACCCAGUCAGACCAGAAAUAUUACAAAUGUAGAGUUUAAUAUAGAUAUCUAUAUCUGACAUUCUGAUCAGGAUUGCGGUAGGCUUCACAGUACACACUGUGUUGUUCCACUGAUAUGCUAAGCUGAGGGGAUAGGAGGGGGAGGGAGGGGAGUGACAUACAGGCAAAGUUUGUACAGAAGUUGUGAUUGCAGGGGAGAGGCUGUACAUCAAUGGACACUGUGCACUUAUACAUAAAUCCAUGACACAUCGUUAACCAGCUGUUCACACACUUGCUAUUUUUCACCCUCUCCCCAGUUUACGCAUAACAUUUAAGAGUCUUAAAAGAAAUCGAAGAAACAGGAAUCAUGAAUUAUCUGAACAGACUAAGUGCAUGCAUUGCAUUGUCACAUCCACUUUCUGUAAUGUCAACAGACGGCUUUCGGGGGUACAAACAUAUAAUGGCUAUAUAUGUUAAGCAUGUCUGGCUCUUGUCUCUUGUGUUAUUUUUAAAAUUUUUUAUUUAAUUCACUGAAGUAUAUUAUAACUGAACUAAGGACCUGUGAAACAUGAAUGUGGUGAACCUAACCUUGCACAGCAGCACCUGAAUUCACAAAUAAGCUAUAUUCCUUAAUAAAGGAGGAGCGCAGAUAAAUGAAAUCA
This is a messenger RNA of Ictalurus punctatus (channel catfish), 2082 nucleotides long. RefSeq names its product RING finger protein 222. The coding region runs from base 240 to 830 and encodes 196 amino acids. Lineage: Eukaryota; Metazoa; Chordata; Actinopteri; Siluriformes; Ictaluridae. The transcript has a single exon. The record is from RefSeq and is a predicted model, not a curated record.